GGUGGGGAUGUGAAUAUGAGUGAAGCGCAGGAUAUGACACAACACCGGAAGUUCCCCCUACAUUCAUCGAAAUUCAUUUAUUUAUGGCUCUACUCGUCUGUGAGCGUUUAUAAGGGCUUUAUGAAGGUUAAUGUUGAGGUAUAAAUCUGGUUUGCAGUAAAACUCGGCGUCCUGGUGUUUCCUGUCAGGAUGAAGCAGGAGUAUCAGGAUCUGAUCCUACAGGCCACGUCGGCGGAGCGUCUGCGUAUGGGCCGUAAGAUCCAGACUCUUUGGAGCGGUUACGGUCAGAUCGUACGUGUUCACCUGCAGGGCUGCGAGCGCUCCUCGGUCGUCGUCAAACACGUCAUGUUUCCUAAAGAGUCCCGGGACACCGAUGUCUCUCACCGCCGCAAGGUCCGGUCCUAUCAGGUGGAAACGCACUGGUACAAAAACUACAGCACCAAUGAGCACUGUCGUAUCCCACGAUGCCUUGCGGCGCAGUCGUUCGGCGAGGAGCAGCUGAUGGUGCUGGAGGAUCUGGACGCGGCCGGCUUCCCGGAGAGGAGGACGAGCGUAAGGGAUGGCGAGAUAAAAGCCUGUCUGCGCUGGCUCGGUAACUUCCACGGGCUUUUCCUUGGAGUCCCAGCGCGCGGUCUGUGGCCCGUGGGGACGUACUGGCACUUAGAGACGCGUCCUGAUGAGCUGGAGGCCAUGACGGACCUGAAGCUGAAAGCAACCGCGCCGGAGAUCGACGCCGUCCUGAACAGCUGCCGCUUUAAAACCAUCUUACACGGAGACGCCAAACUGGCCAACUUCUGCUUCUCCAAAGACGGCUCCCGCGUGGCUGCCGUGGACUUCCAGUACGUGGGCGGCGGCUGCGGCAUGAAGGACGUCAUCUACUUCCUGGGGAGCUGCCUGGAUGAGCGCGAGUGCGAGAAAAGAGCUCCUGAUUAUCUGGACUUUUAUUUUUCCGAGCUGAAAGGUACCGUGCCGGAGAAGGAGAAGAAGAACUUCUCCGAGCUGGAGGACGAGUGGAGAGGCAUGUUCGCCUUCGCAUGGACCGAUUUUCACCGCUUCCUCCUCGGCUGGAUGCCCGGACACCACAAGGUGAACCGCUACAGCAAGCGGCUCACGCAGGAAGUGCUGAACAAACUGGCAGAGAACUCGGAUGGAGCGAAGAGCUGACUCGCAUCAGACUUUCAUCAGACUCACAUCAGUCUCGCAUCAGACUCACACCAGUCUCGCAUCAGACUCACACCAGUCUCGCAUCAGACACACAUUAGACUCGCAUCAGACUCACAUCAGUCUCGCAUCAGACUCACAUCAGACUCACAUUAGACUCGCACCAGACUCACAUUAGACUCGCACCGGACUCACAUUAGUCUCGCAUCAGACUCACAGCAGUCUCGCAUCAGACUCACAUCAGUCUCGCAUCAGACUCACAUUAGACUCGCAUCAGACUCACAUUAGUCUCGUAUCAGUCCAUCAUCACAUCACUAAUCACACACCGAUAUUACGCUGUGUGUUCUGAUUGGCUGAGAGUCAGGGUGAGGGGUGUGGUCUACACUGAUCUGUCAGGAAGCUGUUUACUCCAGACAGUUUGUUGAUGAUAAACACGUGAUUAUAUUAUAAACACGUGAUUAAAGAGAGCGAGUGAUGGACUUCUCACCUCUCCGUCUCUCUGUGUGACUCUGUAAAGCUCCGUGAGCUCGGGGUUUUAACUUAACUCGUAUCCACACAAAGCUGAUAAUCAGAGUUUUAUUUCUCACACAGUUUUUAAAUUCCUCGGUAAUAAAGAUGUUUUUAUUUGAUUAAA
Ictalurus punctatus (channel catfish) is the source of this 1795-nucleotide messenger RNA. It is a transcript of the gene pkdc, whose product is annotated as protein kinase-like domain containing. NCBI's taxonomy places the organism in Eukaryota, Metazoa, Chordata, Actinopteri, Siluriformes, Ictaluridae. Bases 190 to 1164 code for a protein of 324 amino acids. The record is from RefSeq and is a predicted model, not a curated record. The transcript is spliced from 2 exons.